GAUAAGGAAGGAGAUGGCGGACUAAGAGGCAGCCCUACCAUUGCUACUGAAUAGGCGAGAUUCUUUUUACUCACCACAUCUUCACAGUUUAAGUUGGAGGAGGACGUUUCAAACAUUUUGCUCCUCUUCCACAAUGGCAGAACAAAACGGCAACGUUAGAUAUCAAGAGCUGGUGAAUGAGGAGGAACCGUCCCUGCCAUCACAGGAGGGUCCUGCCCUGGACGCACCGCCACCAUACAGCAGCAUUGCUGCAGCAAAUGCAGCUUUCUUUGAAUACAAGGAAGAUGGAGGAAGAUUUCCUAAUCCUCCAUCCUACAGUGUUGCCACCACUCUGCCCUCCUAUGAUGAAGCUGAGAGAAGCAAAGAAGAAGCCGUCAUCCCCCUGGUCGCUGGAAGAGUCACGGAGGACGACUUUGUGGCCAGGGAUGACUUUGAAGACGCUGACCAGCUGCGAAUUGGAAAUGACGGCAUCUUCAUGCUCACUUUCUUCAUGGCAUUCCUCUUCAACUGGAUCGGCUUCUUCUUGUCGUUCUGUUUGACCACAUCAGCCGCCGGUCGAUAUGGGGCCAUCUCUGGCUUUGGUCUGUCCCUCAUCAAAUGGGUUCUCAUUGUCAGGUUUUCCACCUACUUCCCUGGUUACUUUGAUGGACAGUAUUGGUUGUGGUGGGUGUUUCUGGCCGUAGGCUUCAUGCUGUUCAUCCGAGGCAUUGUUAACUACUCUCGAGUGCGUAAGAUGGCUGAUCCCACCUAUGCCACUCUUCCCCGAACGAGGGUGCUCUUCAUCUAUUAGAGGAUAUCGGAUGUGGCAGAACUGGAUGUGACCAACACAAGCAGUAACUCUGUGAAGACUUUCAAAUUUGACGUGAAGGCACUUAACCAGAAGUCAGCCAGACCAAUUCUAGAUGAAGACGUCAAUAAGAUAUUCAGGAAAUAUAUCACUUGUUUUAUUUUGAAACUUUAUUAAUGGAAAAUGGUUAACUAAUAUUCCCUUGAUGUACUCAUUAGUGGCGAAUGUGAAGUGCUAUUUACAUCUGUCUAUAUUGUAUAAGUAUUGCCUUAUAUCAUUUGAUGGUAGUGUACGAGCAUGCAUCUGCCCUUAAGGUCAAUACAUAGGGAGCGUCUCAUGUUGGUGACACGAAGCCAACAGGAGUCAAUACGACAGGUAGGUUUGCUUCAGCAUGCAACACUCUUUGUAAUCUGCACUAAUCAUAGUUUUAUCGUGACUACUAUAGGCUGUUUAGAUACCACAUACACUUAAAAAGCAAGCUUACAUUGGGCUGUAAAUGCUCUUCUACCACAUCUUUCACUCACCUGUUGGCUUUAAGUAGUGUUGCCCUUUCUUUUUUUCCAAAAGGGGGCAGUGUUUGCUGCUUUUAUCUUGUGAGAACCGUUCUUAAGGCCACGGUCCUAUUAAAACAAACCAUGCUUGUGAAUCAAACAGUGUCGGUAGAGCACAUUAAAAUGACAUUCAUGUAUCAGAAAUUGUGAAUUUCCUGUUUAGAUAUUUUGUUGUACAUUAAAUCAGGUAAACUACCAUCUCAUGAAAUGUAAAAUAGGUUACAAAUAUGAUUUUAGAGAAUCCUGUGUGAGUUUCUCAUAAUGAACCAGCCAGAAACCAGAUGGCCACAAGUGAGAAACGUGGCAGCGUUUUUGGACAGUGACCUCAUCAACCAACAGGAUUUGUUUCUAGGCGUCUGAGCACAUGUUCUGGUUCAUGUCCUCAAAAAGCUCCGUUAGAUGUAACCGCCUGACCUUUCCAUGAGUCAUUCAUUGUCAGAGGAAAAGCUCUGUGACUCGGCUGUUUCUGCUGUUAAUGAUCUCACGCAGACAUUUGGAUCAAAUUAUCUUAAGAGUAUAAUAUUAACUAAAAUUCCAUUUUUGGGCAGGUCUGUGCUUUGAGAUUUAAUUGACAGGCGGGAAAGGGAUCUUUGUUUUGCUUGAACAUUAUUAAUAAGGUGUUAGCUAUGUUGUGGGAAUUAAAACUAUAUCAAAGAAUGUUGCAUGCGGGUGCACAUUUAGAAACAUAGCCAUUAAAACCCAGAGGACGAUCAUCGUUCGAAGUCAGACAUAAAACAAGGAGCGACUGACGCAGUGGUUUCUGUUUCUAUUGUGGAGGAAACGUUAUGUCAGGAUUAUACAGUUUUUCAGGAUUUAACAAAUAUCAAUGGAAGGAGUUCAUGUGGAAUUUAGUCUUUUGCCUAAUCGGUUAACUUCAUUCUCCUGCCAUGGCUUUGAUAAACACCCAUUAUGCUUAUUUCUGUGAUGUAGAGCUACAACCUUGAGGUUUUGUGGUUAAGAAGCUGUACAGAAAACAUUUAGUGUUAAAUAAAUGUCACUUUUAAUGUU
This is a messenger RNA of Pseudoliparis swirei, 2346 nucleotides long. It is a transcript of the gene ndfip1, whose product is annotated as Nedd4 family interacting protein 1. The record is from RefSeq and is a predicted model, not a curated record. Bases 134 to 790 code for a protein of 218 amino acids. NCBI's taxonomy places the organism in Eukaryota, Metazoa, Chordata, Actinopteri, Perciformes, Liparidae. Gene Ontology annotation, cellular component: endoplasmic reticulum; Golgi apparatus; perinuclear region of cytoplasm. Gene Ontology annotation, biological process: positive regulation of protein ubiquitination; vacuolar transport; metal ion transport. Gene Ontology annotation, molecular function: WW domain binding. The transcript is spliced from 8 exons.